Messenger RNA from Gloeophyllum trabeum ATCC 11539, 321 nucleotides. RefSeq lists its product as uncharacterized. The record is from RefSeq and is a predicted model, not a curated record. NCBI's taxonomy places the organism in Eukaryota, Fungi, Basidiomycota, Agaricomycetes, Gloeophyllales, Gloeophyllaceae. Gene Ontology annotation, molecular function: protein binding. The transcript has 3 exons. The annotation marks the transcript as partial.
GGCCAAGGAGAGCGAGUAGCCAGCCCAUCGAACGGCUGGUUUCCACCCCUCGAUGACAGCGGUCGCGAAACAGGCGGUGGUCUAGGAGACUCGGAGGACCUACCGCUCAGUCCUGCGCAUGCGGAAUUAUGGGCUGAAAAUGGACAUGUGUACAUACGGGAUCUGGGAUCCAAACAUGGGACAUAUGUUAACGACGUCAGAAUAACCGGACCUAGCCCACUGAAGACGGACGAUAUUCUGAUCCUUGGGUUUGAGUUACCCCGCUCUGCCAGUACUCCGAGACAUCUCACGAGCCAUGACCUAAAACCGAUUGUGGCAAAA